CGUGUUCAAGCGCACUACCGCAGCAGGCGUUGUAGUGAGUUCAUGCGCUUCAGAGUAGCAGCAGCGUUUGUAAGGAUGUUGUGACAGCAGCUGUAAUAUUUCUCUAAAAAAACCGCCACACUCACGGGUCCAUGAUCCGCGUUGUUUGGAGCAGAAAGAACUAAUCUGAGCGCCUCACGGCUUGUUUCGUUUGAUGAAUGCACCCCCAUUGUUGGUCUGCUGGGGGCCUAAAAGUGGAGCAGCACCCGGCUUUUAUGAAUGGGGAUGCUCGGUUCCCUGGCUGAUUGGAUUUAAGGACCAUCAAUAUUCAUUCCAAGAUUUCAAAGAAGGACUUUCCCAAAGAUUCAGGUGAUCUUUUUGCCACCCAGCUACCUCUUAGUGCACAACAAUACCCCUGAUCAGCCACCAUGCCGAUCUUAAAACAGCUAGUGUCGUCCUCCUCCCAGACAAAGCGUCGCUCCCGUAUGGACCUGACCAGGGAGAUGAUCAGUGCUCCCCUGGGUGACUUUCGCCACACCAUGCAUGUAGGCCGCAGCGGUGAUGCUUUUGGUGACACCUCCUUUCUCAGCACACGCUCAGGGGAACCCCCUCCCGAGUCCACAUCCUUUCCUCGCUCUCCUCGGCCUGGGCUCCUGUCACGCACCUUUAGGAGCAGCAAGCGCUCUCAGUCGGUGAACCGAGUGGACCAACAGAAAGAUAGUGCCCUGGUGGUCCCCGGAGGAUCACCCACCUAUGUAAAAAAUGCCAUGUCCCUUCCCUUUCUCAAUGAUGAAGACGGAGGCGACAGCAUGGUGGCAAAGAGUUUGUCUUCAAGUCCGCUGAAGCUCCACAGCGACUUGGAUGGGAGAGGUGCGGUUGCAGCUACUCGCGCUUUAGAGCUGGAAGAGCGAAGUUUUGGUGAGCUGACUGAGCUCCCAGAGAGCUCAAUUCAGUACGGAGGUGGAAUGAAGCAUGCAGUGUCGGUUAUGUCUUUCCACGUUGACCUGGGUCCGUCCAUGCUGGGUGAAAUCCUGGGUGUGAUGGAGAAGGAGGAUGAUGAUCUUGGCUACGAGGAGGGCAAGAGCAGCGAGGGCUGCACCUCGCCACUGCUUGGCGCCCAUGGUGAGGAAGAGGUUUAUGUAGAGGGUGAAAAAGAUGAGGAGCAGGUGGAGGCAAAUGAAGAAGCAGAAGAGCUGCAGCACCAGGCAUCUAUGCAUCUAGCCAGCUCUGUUGAUCUGAGGCAGGAGGACGGAGGGCCUUACACUCCAGAGUACACUCCUGAGAUACGCCCCAAACACUUGCAGCACCUAGACAGCUGCUCCAUGUCCAGUUCUGGGUCUGCUGCUCUGGAUGAGAAACCCAGCAGCCUGAUCUUUGCAGGAGAUACAGAUAGUGCCACCUUCAGUGCCCCACCAGAGGAGGAGAGCAACUUUUCCUCUUUCUUGGAGGAUGAAGAUGAUGAGAUUCAUGUAUGAGAGUCUGGUGGAAGGAAAAAAAAAUAAGAAUAAGCUGUGGAAGUGGUUUAUGCGCAACUGGCAAGUCCUUUGACAGUGUGGAUUUGCAGUUAAAUGGGAAGACGAUACUGUAGUCAGGAACUGUGCGAAUGGCACUUUGAAGAAGAUGGAGGGUUCCUCCUUUAAAGGGCUACAAAGAAAGAGUGACUGCUCCUUUUGGAUGUGCCCAAACUCUGUCUGUCAGAGAGCCUUACCCUCCACUCCCUUUCUGUCAAUCUGUGACUCCCUUUUGAACACCGAGGGAACUGACAUGGAAGGGAACACACUUUCUGAAUAUGGAACAUUCCAGAAGUAAGCAGGGAGUAGUGGUUAGAAAGGAACUUUUGUAGGAAAAACACUUUCCACAAGUAAAACUCAGUUCAGCCUUUCUCUUUCCCUCUCUCUCCCCUCUCGCUUGAUGUGUCACAUGUGCUUUUUUCAUUCGGUUCGCCUCUUUUCUUCACUCUGGCUGUGGGACGUCAUGAGGCCUGAGCUAAACAGAAGGCCUCUGUCACAACAGGAUCACUGGUGGGUGUCUUGUCACAAUAAAGGGAGCUGUGGUUGUCACUGGUGUGUGAGGCCCUGCACUGAGCCUCUUUCAUCUGAAGAUAUUAUAGCAGUACCAUAGAUCUAUCAGAUUUCUUUCUCCCUUAGUAUAACUUAUGUAUCUCAGGGUCUUUGUGACACUGUUUAAAGAGUACAAUUUCCUGCUGUAAAGCUGGACCUCAAAGCCAACACCAAAUUGUCUCCUUUUUUUUUUUGUAAUUCACUGAGUUUCACAUAGACGCUGUGAAUUGUAGAAAAGGAAGUAGAGCUAACGGAGAUGCAUUGGGCUGAACUAAAUAGAAAGCAAGGUGUUACUACAGCAAACUGGAGGUGUGAGGAGUAGUGUAGCCCACUCUUAGUUGUCUUUUAUAUCUUUAUAUCUUUUCUGAUGCAGUUUUCCUGAUAAUCUCCAUUAAUUAACACAAAGUGACUUUCCUUUAGUCGUGUCAAGUUCGAGUUGAAACCGAAUAACCACUUCCUUCCUUUUUUUCGUUACAUCCGAGCAACUGCAGCGGUGCAAGUGAUCUGUGUAGAAGAUUUUCAUUACUCAAGGGGACUACCUAUAUGUGUAAACUAUUUUCACCACUACGUACGAGUAGGGUUUUAGUGUAUAUGUGACGGACGAAUUGCGUGUGACGGACGAAUUACGUGUACCAGGAGGCACAAGUAAAUCAGACACUACUAGUAUUUGGUGUUAAAUACCUGCUGUUUUCUCUACCUUUUGUUAGAAAGAAAUCUUUACUGUGUUUGUUAUGUCUGGAGAGUGGAUUUAAAAAACAAAAAAAACAAAAAAAACGUGGGGGGGAGAGAGAAAAGAGACAGCAAUGGAUGCAAGCGCAUUAAGAAAAGAUCGCUAUUUUUGUGCAAGUUGCAUAGUCGUUGCAGCUCGACUGCCUUUCUUGCAUCAUUAAAAGCCAUGGCCAGAAAGUAUUGAGGCUUAGUUGGGCUGAUUGACUUCACUGCCUUAACUGAAACUGACAGAUGUGCCAAAUUAUGAUUUUUUUUUUU
This is a messenger RNA of Haplochromis burtoni (Burton's mouthbrooder), 3026 nucleotides long. RefSeq names its product CDC42 effector protein (Rho GTPase binding) 4a (gene cdc42ep4a). NCBI's taxonomy places the organism in Eukaryota, Metazoa, Chordata, Actinopteri, Cichliformes, Cichlidae. The record is from RefSeq and is a predicted model, not a curated record. The coding region runs from base 408 to 1454 and encodes 348 amino acids. The transcript is spliced from 2 exons.